Messenger RNA from Cucurbita maxima (winter squash), 1731 nucleotides. Its product is annotated as E3 ubiquitin-protein ligase RDUF1-like. The coding region runs from base 475 to 1326 and encodes 283 amino acids. The record is from RefSeq and is a predicted model, not a curated record. Gene Ontology annotation, cellular component: cytoplasm. Gene Ontology annotation, biological process: protein ubiquitination. The transcript is spliced from 2 exons. NCBI's taxonomy places the organism in Eukaryota, Viridiplantae, Streptophyta, Magnoliopsida, Cucurbitales, Cucurbitaceae. Gene Ontology annotation, molecular function: ubiquitin protein ligase activity.
UCCACGCUCUAACAAGCGGCGGCGCGUUUGCUGUUGAAGGUUCCACGCAAUUUACUUUAACCUUAAUUCUUUUCGUCUGCUGCGAAUCUCUUUGUCUCUCCAUUUUACUACAGCACUUAAAAAGGCGAAGCGUUUCUGCAAUCUUGGCAUCCUUUCUUACGACCAUUUUUGGAUUCUUGAAGCUUCUUGGCGUCCGUUUAUUUAUGAGCAUCGAAUUUGAAUCGGUAAUUUCAAUCAAUUUCUUUACCAAACUUUAUAUAGUUAGGGUUUAUUCGUAAAGGAGUUCGUGCCAUUCUUUCGAUUGAUCGAUUUUUGGGAUCGACAUCUUUGUGCUACAGAUGCAAUGGAUUCUUCAGGGUUCGAUCUCGGGACCUAGAUUCGGUCUGUUGUCCUGUUUCCGGUUGAGAAUUCGUUGAAGAAUUUGGGUUACCGUCAUCUCUAUCUCCGUUUGAUCAUCGAUUUCCAGCUACUGCGAUGUACCACGACGACGCUUCCGAACCAGUCCCUUUCUUCGUGCCGAGAUUGCGUCGCAGCGGAAGAAAUAGCGAGGAUCGCUCCCCUUUCAAUCGUAUCAUUGUUCUACGCAACCCCUCUAAUGUUGGCGCUAUUAGUAAUAAUGAUAUUGGAGGUGGAGGAAAUUAUGAGAUUUAUUAUGAUGAUGGUACCGGGGCUAGCCUGCGCCCUUUGCCUUAUAAUAUAUCCGAGUUCUUGAUGGGAACGGGGUUUGAUCGUCUUCUCAAUCAAUUAGCGCAGCUGGAGGUGAACGGGGUUAGCCCAUUGGAACAACCACCGGCUUCUAAGGCUGCAAUCGAAUCAUUGCCUGUGGUUAAGAUUCUUGAUAGUCAUGUGCCUAUGGAAUCGCAUUGUGCGGUCUGUAAGGAGCCAUUUGAGCUCGACUCUGAAGCUCGAGAAAUGCCGUGUAAGCAUAUUUACCAUUCGGAUUGCAUACUUCCUUGGCUUUCUAUCCGGAAUUCUUGUCCUGUUUGUAGGCACCAGUUGCCUACCAACAGUGGCAGAAGCUCCCCUGCGUCUGCUGAAGACAUUGUUGGAUUAACAAUUUGGAGGCUUCCGGGUGGGGGAUUUGCUGUUGGAAGGUUUACUUGGGGUAGGGAAGCUACCCAACAUAACCUUCCUGUUGUUUACACUGAAAUUGAUGGUAGUUUUAGUACCACCAGUGGUGUUCCAAGGAGGAUUACAUGGGCGUCAAGCGGAGGAAGAUCAAACGAAGGUGGUGGUUUUCGUCGUCUUCUACGCAGUUUCUCCUCCUUUUUUGGGAGGUUUAGAAGUUCAUCCCGUCGUUCUAGUUCGGGACCUGGUUUGAUAUGAAGGAGCUUCUCUGCUACGUUAGUUAAUAUGAAUUCCCACACCAUGUACUCUCUUUAGAAAUUGCACGACACAGAAUGCAUAACGGCCCUUUGGACGACGUGUAGAUGUCCAAUUUUUGUUUUAUUAGGUGUUUAUAAGCUAUACAUCAAAAAAGAAAUACAGGAUUCAAUAACUUAAAUGUAGCUGACUGGAGAAUUUUUGACACUGUGGGAGACAUGUAUAUAUAGAGAUAGGAAGGGGGAGGGCUGUACAAUCUGCCUGAUCAACGGUUUUUGGCAGUUCAAGUAUUUGGUUGUCUUUUGCUGUUUGAGGACAGAAUGAUGUCUAGUAGCAAUGUAACCUUGUAACUUCACUGCAAAGCAGGUCUUAUCCUUAAAAAAAUAUGAAAAUCUACUGUUUUUAGUA